AUGACGUCGGCAUCUCCUAGCAUGAACUUUGACUUUUCCAGAAGUGACCAGUCCAUGUUAACAUGGGCUAUCAAUAUUGUUCUUGCGGCACCCGACAUUCCUUCCGAAAGUUGCAUCGCUAUCAAAUCCAAACUCAGUUCAAUCUCUGAUGCACAUCGUACCGCAGCGGAUGUGAAGACAAUUCAGAAUAUAGCUUUGAACACUGUCAGGCAGACCGGUGCAUGGCAACUCUGGAACAGGAUCAGGAAGCCCUUAUCAUCUUGGGAGCAUGCGUACAAGAAUACCCAGAGGAACUGUUCAAAGCAGCAUCUCUCUAGACCUGCAAGGGAGGCUGUUCAACAUGCCAACACCUCGUUCGAUAUCGCCAUGUUGCCAUCAGAGCAGCUUGAUUUUCUCUUCUUGCUCGCCUACGCCGAGAUAGGCCCUUGCAGUUUUGAAAAUUUCAUGGCUUUAUACAAGAAAUGUUCUCGGCAUUCCAAUACUGGAGCCGAGGUAAGGAAUCAAGUCGAAAAAUACUUAGCUAAGGAUAAAGUUCUCCAGCGUCUUCAGCGAAGCCCAGACCAUACUGGAAAGAAGCGGGAAGCGGAAGAAAUGUAUACUGUGAUCGAAAAAGAAGAGAAUGAAAAGUAUCGUAAGUGCUGUAGUUUCCAUGCAAUGUACAAGAAUAAAACUUACAAUACUUAG
Messenger RNA from Bipolaris maydis ATCC 48331, 684 nucleotides. RefSeq lists its product as uncharacterized. The record is from RefSeq and is a predicted model, not a curated record. Lineage: Eukaryota; Fungi; Ascomycota; Dothideomycetes; Pleosporales; Pleosporaceae.